Messenger RNA from Pygocentrus nattereri (red-bellied piranha), 1871 nucleotides. RefSeq names its product trafficking from ER to golgi regulator (gene tfg). Lineage: Eukaryota; Metazoa; Chordata; Actinopteri; Characiformes; Serrasalmidae. Gene Ontology annotation, biological process: COPII vesicle coat assembly; endoplasmic reticulum to Golgi vesicle-mediated transport. The record is from RefSeq and is a predicted model, not a curated record. Gene Ontology annotation, molecular function: identical protein binding. Gene Ontology annotation, cellular component: endoplasmic reticulum exit site. The coding region runs from base 122 to 1306 and encodes 394 amino acids. The transcript has 8 exons.
ACGCUUCCGGAUGUGCAGCGGAGUUGAAGUGAGUCGGGUCUGAGUGGUUUCUGCUGAGUCUGUACCACUGCGGGAUCACCACGUCUUAACACCAGUGAGAGUGUGUCUGUGUCUCAAUAGUAUGAAUGGCCAGCUGGACCUGAGUGGGAAGCUGAUCAUUAAGGCUCAGCUGGGUGAUGACAUCCGCCGCAUCCCCAUCCACAAUGAGGACAUUACCUACGAUGAACUCCUGCUCAUGAUGCAGCGCGUCUUCCGCGGCCAACUCCAGAGCAGUGAUGAAGUCACCAUCAAAUACAAGGACGAAGAUGAUGACCUUAUCACUAUCUUUGACAGCUCUGACCUAUCCUUUGCUAUCCAGUGCAGCAGAAUAUUGAAACUCACUCUGUUUGUGAAUGGGCAGCCGAGGCCACUGGAGUCAUCUCAGGUGAAGCACCUGCGCAAGGAGCUGAUCCAGCUGAGGAACAAAAUCAACAGUCUGCUCGACAGCCUGGAGCCACCUUCAGAGCCUGCUGUGGAGAGCAACAACCCACAAACGGAAUGUGUGGAGGCUGUAGAUGCAACAGUGAAGCAAGCCCCUCCAGUCAGUGCUGCCAGCAUGUCUGCCUUUGACCCCCUGAAGAACCAAGAAGAGGUUAGCAAGAAUGUCAUCUCAGCAUUUGGUCUGCCCGAUGAGCCUGCUCCAGCCCCUGCAGUAGCAGCUGCAGUAGAAGAGCGCUCUGCCACUCCAGACAGUAUUAACUCGUCCUCCUCAGCUGCUCACCCACCCGCUGCAGCCCCUCAGGGCCCACCACCUUACUCAGGGGUCCAGCAGCCUCCUGCCACUACAAUGGAUGGUCAGAUCUAUCAGCAGUAUCAGGCCCCAGGUGGAUAUCCCCCACAGCAGCCAGCCACUGCUCAGCAGCAAUAUGGCAUGCAGUACCCUGCAGGUUAUACUCCUCAGCCUGGUGCUCCUCAAGCCCCUCCUCCCCAGCAGCAAUUCCAAAAUUACCCCACCCCCACAUCUCAGGCUGCUGCACCAGGCUCUGCCCCUGGAUUCAAUGCCCAGUCACAGGCCCCUCCUCCUCAGGGACCAGGCCAGUACCCACCUGGAGCGUUUCCGCCUCAAAACUACACCUCCCAGGCCUCCCAGCAGCCAGCCAACUACAGCCUGCCACCCACCUCCCAGCCUGCCCCGGGGUACCAGCCCCGCCCUGGAUACACCCCACCACCCGGCGCUACCCCUCCCCCUGGGGGCUCAAACCCUUAUGCCCGAAACCGUCCCCCAUAUGGUCAGGGCUACACCCAACCAGGCCCAGGCUACCGGUAAAACCCAGCUAAUGUACAAAUCCAGCUAGAGCUCUGAUCUGCUCCAGCAUUCGAGUACAACACAUCAAGCCCGAACACCCUGUUUUUGACAUUGGUGUGUGUGUGUGUGUGUGUGAGUGUGUGAGUGAGUGAGGGAGAGAGAGACAGACUGAUUAAAAGUGAGGGUGUACAAGCAAAUGCAAAAAUAAAAUGCUGAGAAAUGGAAUUGUGUGGUUGCACAGAUGAGACCAAACAGUGUAGGAGUUGACGUUGGUAUGUUACUGGAGUUAUGAAAGCGGUUAUGGGUGUAAGUUUGUGUGAGUGUGUUAUUUUAUCACUUGUCUCCUCGUUGGUGUUAUUGUGUGUUAAAUCAUAAGCCUGUUUUCUGUUGAAACACUAGAUAUAAUCACAUCUGAAGAAAUGACAUUGUUUAGUUCCCCUCCCAUUCUCUGCAUCUUCUCAUCUCCCUCCCACCCUACCCCCAGCUUUUUACUAAUCCCUAACUCACCCUCUACAGUGACGCAAGUCAUUUCUGUAUAAAAUGUAACAUUUGUUUUCUGCAGGUGAAUAAAGACUUUGAGACUGAA